Cooperia oncophora is the source of this 675-nucleotide messenger RNA. Lineage: Eukaryota; Metazoa; Nematoda; Chromadorea; Rhabditida; Trichostrongylidae. The record is from the annotation of a GenBank genome assembly.
AUGAUGAUUGAGAGCAUGGCAGGCAAGGCUGCGGCCAUGCACGGUGAUGUGUAUGAUGCUUCUCCGUUUGUUUUCAAUGAAAAACGAACAGCAAUUGACCACUUCGGCGAACUGUUGGCAAAAGCUGGGUAUAAUUAUCAUGGGAACGAAACAUUCUAUUCUGGAGUGGAUGGAAGGCAACUUGAGGUGCAAAUAUUUUUCGGAAUCGUUUAUUACCAGCGACUUCGACACAUGAUCGCUGAUAAAUUCCAGGUGCGGUCAACAGGCCCCAUUGACCCAAUUACGCACCAGCCUGUGAAAGGACGUAAGAAAGGUGGUGGUAUUCGAUUUGGAGAAAUGGAAAGAGAUGCUAUAAUUGCCCACGGAACGGCUUUUGUUUUACAGGACCGAUUGCUAAACUGCUCCGACCGCGAUGUUGCAUAUGCAUGUCGUCGCUGUGGUUCUUUAUUGUCAGUACUCAUGGAUACGAAAGCUGCAGCUGUUAAAUCUCGAAGAGGAGCAAUUUCUGCCGAUGAUUACACUGAGAAGCAAAUGUGCAGAAAUUGUGGGAAAGAAGAUGAAGUCUAUCUUGUGCAGGUACCGCGUGUGUUUCGGUAUUUGACGGCGGAGUUAGCCGCAAUGAACAUUAAAAUUCACCUUGGAAUCACAGAUUUCGCCAAAGUUGCGAGAGCCUAG